CGGUGGCUCUCCUCACCGACCACGGACGCGCUCCCGUCGCGAGCGAGCGACGCACCAUGGACCGAGAGGAGACCGGAGAUGCGCCAGGGCUCCAUUCCGAACACCACCUGCUCGGACUGUGCUCUCUCGAGGGUCCACCUCACGCCUCGGGCCCCUCCGGCCGUCGCAAAGUCCGGAAGAUCCACCGCAAGAGAGUGAAGGCUGAGGGAAAUGAGCCAACACCGGAGCCUGAAGCUGGGAGAGGAGAUUGCCGUGAGGCGAUGUCGUUCAACACACUUUGCAAGGAGAUGGCGAAGUGCUUGGCAGAAUUACAAGACGCGCACCGACAAGAACUUCGAGAAGUAACACAGGCAGAACUUCGACCACCGUGCACUUCAACCAUGGUGGGUGAAUUCGAGGCCCAGUCCCAGUCCCACGUGGCGAUCGAGGUGUUGGAGUCCGAAAACGAGAAAGAAGCUUCAACGGAUUGGCCACCAAAAGCAACCGGUGAGCCGACCGGGAUGAAAAAGCAGCAUUCGCAUUCGCACAUAGGGUGUCCGAACCGGCAGCAAUUCGGCUUGUCGGUGGAGAAGCUGCAUGCUUUGGGGAAUUCUGCGAUCGACGAGAUCAAGAAGGAUGAGCAGAACCCUAACAGGUAUUCUAGGUUGAAGAAGAUGAAUCCAACAAAGCAGAUCAAGACAGAGCUGCGUACGCAGCUGUCGAACAUCUCCGACAUCUUCGUGGAAAGCCACGUGGAGGAGAAACAAGAACAAAAGAAGAGGCAGGAGGAGAAGAAGAAGAGGCUGCUGAAGGAUACAAAUUCAUAUCGUGCACCGAAAACACAAGACCCGGCAAAAACAGAUGAUGAAGAUCCACCCACUUGGCGACAUCAGCUCGCUGACUUCGUGGACUGGUGGCCCUUCCAGGUUUGGUGCAUGUUUGUAAUCGUGGCCAAUGCAUUACAUAUCUUCAUCCAAGCGGACGCGAAGAUGGUGAACGCUUACAAAACGGCGCUGGAGGGUGGCACGCCGAUGGAGGACGUGCAUUACGUGGACGUGUUGUUUGCGCUCUGGUUCGUCGUGGAGCUGGCCAUGCGGAUCCUGCCAGAUGGGCUCUUCUACUUCUUUUGGGAAUCGGAGGACCAACACUGGAACAUUUUUGAUACCGUUGUGACCGCGGAGGCCGUUGUUGGACUCUUGCUGAGACUCACCUUCCCCUGGGCUUCGCACCUGGGCGUCUUCCGAAUCUUUCGCCUCGUGAAGCAUAUGAAUUGGAGCAAGGGGUUGAGGAAGCUACGGAAGACGUUAAUGGCCUUGGUCGGCUCCUUGAUGGACCUCAUUUGGGCCUUCUUGGUCGUCGUCCUAUGUCUGGUCACUUACAGCGUCUUCCUCUCCAGUGCGACGGUGGGCUACUUCGAAUCCGAAUCCUUCAACAACACUCUCUACGACGAGCUCAACGGCACCCAAAAGGAGGAGGUGGAUAAAGUGCUCCGUGAAUUUGGAACUGUCCCAACGACGAUGUUAUCACUUUGGUCUGCGAUCAGUGGCGGCAAUGAUUGGAUGCAAUAUGCGGAGACUCUUCAAAUAAUGGACGAGCACAACAUUUUCUUUGGCACCUUCAUCGUCUUCACAGCCUUCUGCGUGAUCGGCCUCUUCAAUGUGGUCACAGGUAUCUUCGUGGAUAGUGCCGUUGAGGCCUCGAGGUCCUUCCGGAGUAGUGUGGAGGUGAUCGCGGAACACAAAGACCAAGAGAAACGGGAGAAGAGGGAGGAGGCAUACUUGCGGAAGUUAUUGUCAACUUCUGCCGGGAACCAUCUCACCUAUCGAGAGCUGGAGGAACACCUCGACCUCGAUGAAACAGAGGCCUUCUGGGAAAGCCACAUGGAGCUUUCGGCACCAAAGGUGAAAGACAUCUUUUUGCUCUACCAUCGCCUGAUCAGAUCGGACGAAAGCAAGCCCGUCCUUCCACUGGUGGAUGAUGAGAACCCGAAGUCCCCGGAUGUCUUCAAAAUUCCCGUGAAAGAGUUCUUGGCCUUCACCAGGAAAUGUAAAGGUACUGCAUCAUAUGUUGACCUCCUGACUAUGAUGCACGACAACACAAGGCUAGAGAAGUUCAUCCACAAUGAGUUCAAGCAGCUCAAAGAGCGACUUCCUGGUGAGGCCCAAAAGUGAGCGGCUUUGUUAGCCCCCGCGGUGCGGACCGGCAGCUAACGCGCCCUCGCGGGCGCAGCGGGCGUCUUGGUGGGUCUGUUUCUUUGCUUGGGAGUGGGAGCUUCCUUCACGUCUCUCACGUGUUGAAGGUGAGCAAAUUUCACACUCACCUCUGGCUGGUGGGACACCAUUACCUUUGUCGCAGGCCUGGAAGAGGCCUUCAGGGACCAACAAAGACUGUUUGGAGGUCCUCAUUUUGCAAUGGAGGCUGCAAACCGCCAGCGUGGCACGCGCCUUUCUUCGCGCCGUCUUGAUCUUGCAACCUCCAAGGUCACCAGACCGUCGACCCGCCUUGAGUGCUUCGAAACCGACCCCACUUUGCCCGGUCCCCGCCCCACCCCUUGGUGGAGCCGGGGACCCGACAUCGUUGGAAAAAACAUGCCAGAUUUGGAGGGAAGAACGAAGCAAAGCAAAGCACGAAAGGCAGGCUGAAC
Molecule: messenger RNA, 2623 nt
Organism: Durusdinium trenchii
Lineage: Eukaryota; Dinophyceae; Suessiales; Symbiodiniaceae
Source: the annotation of a GenBank genome assembly